AUUUCAUGCAUCAACCCUCCUCUCGUUUUCACAUGCUACCACACUGUUCAGAGGUAACUGACAUAUCACACAAGUCAGUGUCUUACCAGUUUCGCGCUCUAGCAUCGCUUGGAAACACAAAUUUUAUCUUCUGACUUAUCUUCUGCUCACAUCUGGAUCCUGAAUAUAAAUUCAUCAGUGGAUCCCCUCCUGUCAAAAACUUCACAACUGCUUUGAAUAUACGAGAGGUUUGCCUGCAAGAUUUUGCCUGUAACUGUGAGACCAAGCCAGUGGGAUUUUCUUCUUCUCAACAGGGAAUCUUCUAAGGAGGUAUGGCUGACACUGAGACCAUGACGCCAUCGAGUUGGACUGUGCUGAUCCUUUUUUUCUGCCUAAUCGUUUUAAUUGUACUGCUGAUUUUAUUAUACAAGAAGCUGAACAGGGAGGCCGAUGGAGAAUACACCAUCCGGCGGAUGGUGUAUAAGGAAGGAGGGAUCAGGGACGGGAUGAGGGGUGCAGCAUUAGCUCUGGGGACACGUCUCGGAGUCCAGCUGUGGCCUCGCAAUGGUGCUGACGAAGACGGAGAGGAAAUGCGGGAAGUCCAAGAUGAGACGGAGCUGUUGGAGGGAGGUGGUAGCCAGGGCAGCGAUAGUGAGGAAGAGGAGGAGCAACGUGGUGAGACUAAAGGAAAAGGGGGUGACUCUUCGGAUGAUAACUCAAGUCUGGAGAGUUCGGAGGGAGAGGAGCAAACCAGGCUAACAGAUCAGCCAGAGUCAAAGGGAGAGACGGGGGAGAAAGGGGAGGAAAAGGAGGAGAAAGCAGGAGAUGGAGAAGGCAAAGGUGAAGCAAGUGGAGGGGCUGGAUUGUUGAUAAAUCUAAAGCAGAUCUCUGGAAGUGCCACCUGGUCUGAGGUAGAGGGAGGCGAGGGCAAGGACAGUGAUAUAACUGCACUGUGAGAACAGAACAGAAGAAAACAUGACAUAUGAGGGAGGCGUAGGGAAAACUCCAAAUGAGCUGUUAAAAUAUAUUUUCUGGGAUUUUAUUUAUUUUCCCAGCAUGAAGGUCUAAAUGGAAUCAACCUGUAAAAAAGUACAAAAAGUUUUUCAUUGCAGAAUGUAAACUCUAGACAUGGUCCCAUUGUCCUCAACUGUGGCUGCAGCUCUCGACUUGCAUGCAGGAGUACACUGAAAAAGAUUGUGAAUGUUUGCACAAGAGUUUAGCCUUUAUAAUGUAAAACGGUGGCAUACGCUUUUUUAAGAAAUGUGUUGUAAAUGUUUUUCUAAUUCACAUAAAAAAUAAAAACAGAUUUUAUUCUG
Messenger RNA from Chelmon rostratus (copperband butterflyfish), 1295 nucleotides. RefSeq names its product SH3 domain-binding glutamic acid-rich protein. The transcript is spliced from 3 exons. Bases 312 to 935 code for a protein of 207 amino acids. Lineage: Eukaryota; Metazoa; Chordata; Actinopteri; Chaetodontiformes; Chaetodontidae. The record is from RefSeq and is a predicted model, not a curated record.